AUGAAUCACUUUUCUGGAACAAUCCCGUCGUCAUUGGCGAGCCUUAAUUUCUUGAAAGGAUUUAAUGUCUCCUACAAUAAUCUUGAAGGACCAAUACCAACAGGCACCCAGCUCCAAAGCUUCAAUGCUUCUGCCUUUGAGGGGAAUCCAAAACUUUGUGGUGCCCCACUUUUAAAUAAGUGCAGACCAAAUAAGGACAUGGAUGCAGAUAACAAGAACAACAAAGACGAGGGCAAUGGGCAUCAUCAACUUCCAUGGUUUUAUAUUUUCGCUGUGUUGGGGUUCAUAGUAGGAUUUUGGGGAGUCUAUGGUUCUUUAGUUAUUAACAAGACAUGGAGAUAUGCAUAUUUUCGAUUCAUAGACAAUCUACAAGAUAGGCUCUAG
Messenger RNA from Prunus armeniaca (apricot), 384 nucleotides. The record is from the annotation of a GenBank genome assembly. NCBI's taxonomy places the organism in Eukaryota, Viridiplantae, Streptophyta, Magnoliopsida, Rosales, Rosaceae.